Rhea pennata is the source of this 1855-nucleotide messenger RNA. It is a transcript of the gene TMEM59, whose product is annotated as transmembrane protein 59. The transcript has 8 exons. Lineage: Eukaryota; Metazoa; Chordata; Aves; Rheiformes; Rheidae. The record is from RefSeq and is a predicted model, not a curated record. Gene Ontology annotation, cellular component: lysosome; late endosome. Bases 46 to 1035 code for a protein of 329 amino acids. Gene Ontology annotation, biological process: positive regulation of autophagy.
CCCGCUCGGCCGGGGCGCUGCGGGAGGAGGAGGAGGAGGAGGAAGAUGGCGGCGUGGCGGGGCGCUCUGCUCUGCCUGCCUCUCGCCGCGGUGCUCCUGGCCGGCGGCCGGGCCCGGGCGGCCGGGCCACCACCACCUCCGCCGCCGUCUCCGGGCUCCUCCGAGGCCUUCGACUCCGUGCUGGGCAACACGGCGUCGUGUCACCGCGCCUGCCAGCUGACCUACUCCCUGCACACCUACCCCAAGGAAGAGGAACUGUAUGCGUGCCAGCGAGGCUGCAGACUCUUUUCUAUUUGUCAGUUUGUGGAUGAUGGCAUCGAUUUGAAUCGGACCAAACUGGAAUGUGACUCUGCCUGUACUGAAGCAUACUCCCAAUCUGAUGAACAAUAUGCUUGCCAUCUUGGAUGCCAGAACCAAUUGCCAUUUGCUGAGUUAAGGCAAGAGCAAUUAAUGUCCCUGAUGCCAAGAAUUCAUCUCCUCUUUCCUCUGACACUGGUGAGAUCAUUCUGGAGUGACAUGAUGGAUUCAGCUCAGAGCUUCAUAACAUCCUCAUGGACAUUCUACCUUCAAGCAGAUGAUGGCAAAAUUGUCAUAUUCCAGUCAAAGCCAGAAGUACAGUAUGUUCCACAGCUUGAUCAGGAAACUGGAGAUACAAGAGAAUCCUUGUCACUGAGUAAAACAGCCUUAGACCUACAUCCAGGAAGUUCACAGACACACCGAGGACUUUUUGAAGAGCGAGAAAAUGAUAGCUUUUUCAAGUGUCUUUCCACAAAUUCCAGUUGGAUUUUAACCACUACACUUGUCCUCUCAGUGUUGGUGCUGCUCUGGAUUUGUUGUGCAACUGUUGCUACAGCUGUAGAGCAGUAUGUUCCAUCUGAGAAGCUGAGCAUCUAUGGAGACUUGGAAUACAUGAAUGAACAAAAAAUGAACAGAUAUCCAUCCUCUGCACUUGUUGUGGUUAGAUGCAAGACUGAGGAACACGAAGAAGCAGGACCUCUUCCUACAAAAGUUAAUUUGGCUCAGUCAGCAAUCUAAAGUCUUCGUUGGAUUAAAUAGACUAAUUCUAACAGUGGUAGCAACUCCUGAUUGUGGUGGUUCUUCAGAUAAGAAGCUUAGCAACCAGUCUUUAAAUGCAAAUAAAGCUACAGAAUCAACGAACAUCAUGGGAUUUUGUUUUCAACUAGCAGUGAAGAUUCAGACAUCUUGAAUUUGUUUUCAGACAUAAUCACUUUUCACUGGUGUUUGCUAUGUGUCUUUUUGCUUACAAAAUCUGUAAGCAUGCUUCCCAUACUUUUGCCAUGACACUUUCAAACUUGUGUGUUUUAGGAUGUAAUGUGUACGUUCAGAGUUAACUUUGUAAAGGUAUAAAAAAUUCUAAGUAGGCAGGAGAUACUCUUUUUUUUUUAGUAUUGCACUUUCCGUUGUAGUUAAAAGAAAAUAUUAUAAAACUAUCUGCUGGGGGUUUUAUUUGUACCUGUUAAUGCCCAUGCACAAACAACCCUUUCUCCAGAAAUAGAAAUAUAUUUUUUCUAUGGUGUGGCAAUAUCCAAGAUGCAAAGCAUUUGUGAGGUGAGGUACUAUAGGUUAGCACUCGGUUUGUCAAAAGUGGGAACUUUUAAUAAAACUUGUGGACAUAUCUUUUCACAUAUGUAGAACAUAACAUGGUUAUGGUUAAUUAUUCUGUCAGACUUUAGCCUUCAAGUCUUUAAUUGCUUGUAAAGUUAGAGCUUGUGUUUUCUGAAGAGGUUCUUCCUUCUGUUUUUGAUUAACUAUUCUAGUCUUGUAACUUCAUUUGCAGAAACGGGUUGAUUUCUGAGAAAUGAGAACAGACAAAUAAAAUUGACUGUAUGUAAAA